GAGCUUUCAACAGCUUCUCUCUCUCUAUCUCUCUCUCUCUUUCAACUGGGAUUUUAGCAAGAACAGCAGCCAUAUUUGGACCAGUAAAUAGAUAGUUGAGUUUGAAGUUUGAACUCAAAUAAAGCAUAAAAAAACAAAACAAGACAUACCUUUUUUAUUUCUCUACCUAUUUAUCAUUUCCUCUAUUUCAAGAUUCCAUUUUUUCUCUUCCUUCUAGCUCAAAGGUUUGAUUUUUAUUCCUUUUUUCCUUCCAUUCAUCAGUUUUGUGAAGUACCCUUUUCUUCUUUCUUGUCCAUUAGUACUUUUAUAGUAUUUUUUUUUUGAGGUAAAAAAAAAAAAUUGUGUAAAAAGAUACAAUCUUGAUGCAAAAAUUGUAUUUUAUAGUACUUCUAUAGUAUUUUUCUUUGAUCUUGAAGCUUGAUUUUGAGAGAAAGAUACAAUCUUGAUGCAAAAAUUGUGUAAACAGUUCUUUCUAUUUUUAGUUUUAAGAAGAUAAGUAUGUUGAAACUUGGUUUGAUCUUUUUGUUUUUGGGGUUUUGCUUGCAAGCUCAAUCCCAAAAUCCCCAAAACUUUACAUGUAAUCCAAAAGAUUUCAAAGCUUUAGAGGAUUUUGUUAAAAGUUUGGAAACAGUUCUUGAUUUUUGGGAUAUCAAGAAUUCAACAAAUUGUUGUAAUUGGAUUGGUGUCACUUGCAAUACUGUAGCCAAUUCUCGAAGGGUGGUGAAAUUGGAACUUGGGAAAAAAAAGCUAAAUGGUAAACUUUCUGAAUCUUUAGGCAAUUUAGACCAACUUAGGACACUGAAUUUGUCUCACAAUUUCCUUAAAGGUCCUGUCCCUUUUAAACUAUUCCAUUUGCCUAAAUUAGAAGUAUUAGACUUGAGCAAUAAUGAUUUUUCUGGCUUGUUCAUUGAUAGUAUAAACUUGCCUUCACUUCAAGUUUUUAAUAUAUCUGAUAAUUCCUUUGAAGGACCAGUUCCUGUGGAUAUUUGUGAAAAUUCAACUAGAGUUUCUGUUAUUAAAAUAGGGGUCAAUUAUUUUAAUGGUAGUGUACCAUCAAAAAUUGGAAAUUGUGGUUCAUUGGAACAUCUUUGCCUUGGCUCAAAUCAUCUUUCUGGUAGUUUACCUGAUGAACUUUUUAAACUACCAAGAUUGGCUUUUUUGUCACUACAAGAAAAUCGAUUCUCGGGGAAUGUUAGCAGCAAGAUUGGUAACCUUUCUCACUUGGUUCAUUUGGAUAUUUGUUCAAAUGGUUUUUCAGGGGAAAUUCCAGAUGAGUUUGACAAGUUAAGGAAUUUAACUUAUUUGUCAGCUCAUUCAAAUAGGUUAAGUGGUAAAAUACCAACUUCAUUAGCGAAUUCGGGGAGUAUUAGUUCUCUUAGUUUGAGAAAUAAUACUUUAGAGGGUACCAUUGAUCUUAAUUGUUCAGCUAUGAUUAGUCUUAUUUCUCUUGAUCUUGCAACAAACAAGUUCCGUGGCUCGGUUCCUUCUAAUCUUCCUAACUGUCCAAAGUUGCAAAAUGUCAAUCUUGCUAGAAACAAUUUCACUGGACAAAUCCCGGAAACUUUCAAGGAUUUCCAUAGCCUGUCUUCCCUUUCAGUAUCGAACAAUAGUAUGCAUAACAUUGAUUCUGCUCUAAGAAUUUUACAGCAUUGCAAGAACCUGACUACUUUGGUCCUUACUAUGAAUUUUCGGGAUGAAGUUUUGCCUACGGAUCCGAGCCUGCAGUUCCCCGAGCUGAAAGCUCUCAUUAUUCCAAAUUGCAGGCUCACUGGAUUGGUUCCCGAAUGGUUGAGAAAUAGCUCGAAAUUACAACUUUUGGACUUGUCGUGGAACCGUUUGACAGGAAAACUUCCACCUUGGAUUGGAGAUUUCAAGUAUUUGUUCUAUAUGGAUUUGUCCAAUAAUUCGUUUACGGGGGAGAUUCCGAAAGAAAUUACUGGAUUGAAGAGUAUGAUUUCCGGCCCUAUCUCAAUGGACGAGCCAUCUCCGGAUUUUCCCUUUUUCUUGAAAAGGAACGUAAGCGUAAGAGGAUUGCAGUAUAAUCAGAUUUUUAGCUUCCCUCCAACACUGGAACUAGGUAACAACUUUCUCACUGGAGGAAUUUUGCCCGAAUUUGGAAACCUAAAAACGUUACACGUUUUGGAUCUGAAAAGCAACAACUUAUCCGGGACAAUACCGAGUACCCUGUCCGGUAUGGUGAGCAUAGAGAUUUUGGAUCUAUCACAUAACGAUCUGAUUGGCAAAAUACCGUCCUCUUUAGUCCAAUGUAGCUUUUUGUCGAAGUUCAGUGUCGCUUAUAAUAAGCUCUUGGGGGAAGUUCCUACUGGAGGCCAGUUCCCGACAUUUUCAGCUUCAAGCUUCGAGGGCAACCUGGGACUCUGCGGUGAACAUCUUACUCCGUGCCAAAAUGCUAGCCAUAUUCCUCGUCAUUCGGUUGCCAAAGGAAAGAGGCGGCGAAAAGGAACUGUCAUUGGUAUGGGUAUUGGCAUUGGUCUUGGGACAGUUUUUCUUCUUGCUCUUAUGUACUUGAUUGUUGUACGGGCGAGUAGUCGAAAAGUAGUUGAUCAAGAAAAGGAGAUGGAUGGUGCUAAUAAGGAAAUGGAAGACUUAGGCUCAAGUCUGGUGAUAUUUUUCCAUAACAACAAGGAGAACAACUAUAAGGAGAUGUGUCUUGAUGACCUUUUGAAGUGUACUAACAAUUUCGAUCAAUCAAAUAUUGUUGGCUGCGGAGGAUUCGGUUUGGUCUACAAGGCCAUCCUUCGUGAUGGUAGGAAAGUUGCCAUCAAGCGGCUUUCAGGUGACUAUGGGCAAAUGGAAAGAGAAUUCCAAGCUGAAGUUGAAUCGCUUUCAAGAGCUCAGCAUCCGAAUCUUGUUCAUCUUCAAGGAUAUUGCAAGUACAGAACCGACCGGCUUCUAAUUUAUUCCUACAUGGAGAAUGGAAGCUUGGAUUAUUGGCUGCACGAGAAAGUCGACGGGCCUGCUUUAUUGGACUGGGAUUUAAGGCUUCAUAUUGCUCAAGGGGCAGCACGAGGACUCGCCUACUUGCACCAAGCAUGUGAACCUCAUAUUCUGCACCGAGAUAUAAAGUCGAGUAACAUACUUCUUGAUGAAAAUUUCGAAGCUCACUUGGCUGAUUUCGGUCUAGCAAGGCUUAUUCUGCCUUAUGACACUCAUGUGACUACUGAUGUUGUUGGAACAUUAGGUUAUAUACCUCCUGAAUACGGUCAAGCUGCCGUAGCUACCUAUAAAGGGGACGUUUAUAGUUUUGGUGUCGUUCUUUUGGAGCUCCUUACGUGCAAAAGACCGAUGGACCCAUGCAAGCCUAGAGCAAGCCGAGAUUUAAUCUCUUGGGUGAUCCAAAUGAAGAAACAAAAGAGGGAAACUGAAGUUUUUGAUCCUUUGAUAUAUGACAAGCAGCACGCAGAAGAAAUGUUAUUGGUUCUUGAAGUCGCUCUCCUCUGCUUGCAUGAAUAUCCGAAAAUAAGGCCUUCUUCGCAGCAGUUAGUUUCUUGGCUCGAUAACAUAAACACGCCACCUGACGUUCAUGUGUUUUAGAGGGAAUUUCUUGUACUGCUCGACGAUAUGUACCUUGUAACUCAUUUUCAAGGUGUCGAUAACUUGUAUUUCAGCGGAUGUAUUCUGGUGUAAAUAUUUGUAUCUUUCCCUAUUUGUAGCUUCUUAAACAUGUACAAAUAACAUUGUGAAUUUUGGAUGCGACUUAUCUUACUUUAAUAAUUGAUGGACAACAUCAGAUUAUUGCCUC
This is a messenger RNA of Lycium ferocissimum, 3763 nucleotides long. Its product is annotated as phytosulfokine receptor 1. The transcript has 2 exons. Lineage: Eukaryota; Viridiplantae; Streptophyta; Magnoliopsida; Solanales; Solanaceae. Gene Ontology annotation, molecular function: protein kinase activity; ATP binding; protein binding. The record is from RefSeq and is a predicted model, not a curated record. Gene Ontology annotation, biological process: protein phosphorylation. Bases 499 to 3555 code for a protein of 1018 amino acids.